This is a messenger RNA of Humulus lupulus (European hop), 2069 nucleotides long. RefSeq names its product transcription factor CSA-like. Gene Ontology annotation, cellular component: nucleus. Gene Ontology annotation, molecular function: DNA-binding transcription factor activity, RNA polymerase II-specific; RNA polymerase II cis-regulatory region sequence-specific DNA binding. The coding region runs from base 408 to 1709 and encodes 433 amino acids. The transcript has 3 exons. Gene Ontology annotation, biological process: regulation of DNA-templated transcription. The record is from RefSeq and is a predicted model, not a curated record. NCBI's taxonomy places the organism in Eukaryota, Viridiplantae, Streptophyta, Magnoliopsida, Rosales, Cannabaceae.
UGAGUGAUGUAGGAUUUCUUGUCAAAAAGAAGAGAAGGAAGGACACUAAUAUAUAAUAAUGAAUGGAGGAUCAAACUUGUUCAAAUUAAAAAGCUAUCCUUAACGUCAGUCAGGGUUGUUAACUACUUAAAAGCACUCUCUCUUUCUCUCCUUAUGGAGUCAGAGAUUUAUAUACAACAAAGGCUCUGAGUUUUCUGAGCACUAUUGUUAAUUUCCUGUUUUUCCAGUUUCUCUUACUUCAUCACAACUUAGCUCGCUCGCUCGCUCUUUCUUCAUUUUUAUAAAUAUAUAUUUAUAUUUAUUCACAAUGCAUUAUUUUCCCAUCUUUCUCCGGCUAUGAAGAUGACUUUGAAACAGUAGUUCUAUAUUUAUCAUCCGUGGAUACUGUCAGAGGAAGAAAUGAAGGCAUGGCCAACCAUCGUCUUAUUUAUAGAACUGAAGAAAACCAAAACGGUAGUAGUAGUGGUACCCUCAGUUGUUACUCUUCCUCUUCUUCUUAUUCUUGUUACUCUUCUUCAAUGCGGAUGGUUUAUGCAGAUAUGGGAUCUCUCUCUCUCAGUCCCAACUUGGGUGUAGUUUCUUCUGCUUCUUCCCAAGAUAGCUAUAGUAUGUCGAAGUGUUCUGAAGUGGAAAAUGGAAGAGCUUUUUGGGGGUUCCCUUUGAUGGAGGGUAGCAAGGGAUGUGAUAUUAGUAAUAGAAUCAACUUAGAGGAUGAAAAUCUCAGUGAGAAUGUGGUUAUUAGUACUGGGAAGGAGGCUGAUAAUGGGCAGUCAAAACUCUGUACCAGAGGCCAUUGGAGACCUGCUGAGGAUGCCAAGCUUAAGGAGCUUGUUGCUCUUUAUGGCCCUCAGAACUGGAAUCUUAUAGCAGAGAAGUUAGAAGGAAGAUCAGGUAAGAGUUGCAGGCUAAGAUGGUUUAACCAGUUGGAUCCAAGGAUUAAUAGAAGAGCAUUUACUGAGGAAGAAGAGGAAAGACUAAUGCAAGCUCAUAGAAUCUAUGGCAACAAGUGGGCCAUGAUAGCCAGGCUUUUUCCUGGAAGAACUGAUAAUGCAGUGAAAAACCAUUGGCAUGUGAUAAUGGCAAGGAAGUAUAGAGAACAAUCCAGUGCAUACAGGAGGAGGAAGCUGAGCCAAAGUAUUUACAGAAGAAUAGAGGAGAAUUCCAACUUUGUUGUCUGUGGAGAAACAGUCCCGAGAUCAGAACAACCAUUACCUUACUGCAGUCUUAAUAAUCUCUCCAAUGGGGGUCUUGGGAAUGUGUCUGCUUAUCCUUUUGGAGCUUUUCAUGGUAAUAAUGUUAGUAGUGGUGGUGGUGGUGGGGUUUCUUAUGGCCUGACUUGCUCACCUCAAAUGACCAAUUGUGGAGAAGCAAUAAUAUCCACCACAAAUGUCCAUUCUGCUAAUGGUGGAUUCUGUGCCCAAGAGACUCCUUUUGAAUUCUUCCCUGGCGCCAAACACAGAACUUGGGAGCAUAUAAGGCCUACGAUUGAUGAAACACAAUCUCGAACUGGUGGCCUCCGUCAUAACUCAAGCUACUAUCAAAACUUUAACGAGAGCUUCUCCAACUCAACAGCUUCAACUUCGCAAGUCUCAGCUGGUGAUCAACCUUCAUCCUCAGGCGCCGUUGAGCAAAACGCUACCAGCCAUUUUGGGAAGAUUAGCAUUAGUCCACCACCGUUCAUAGAUUUUCUUGGGGUAGGAGCCACAUGACAGUAUCCCAACUUAGAAACCCAGAAAAAAAUAAAGAAAAAAGACCUGAGAAAAAGUGUUCAACUUCCACAUAUUAAUCAUCAGAAAGGGCCUCAAUGUGGUUGUGGUCCAAACAAAACUAAGGAACCAUUAGGGGCAAAGAGAGUGUUUGUUAUGUUUUAGUUUUUCCAGGACAAAAAAAAAAUCUUCAACAACAACCUACCUUUCACCUAUCAUGACUCCCCCUCUUGCAAUCUUUUUCUUGUAAGUUCCCAUAUCACAUGAGACUCUUUCCAAAAAGGUCAACAAAUAAAUUAAUUAGAUUUAUAGUGUAUUAUAUGUUUUAUUUUCAAUAUAAUAUUUAAGCAAAAGGGAUGUUAC